Molecule: messenger RNA, 3862 nt
Organism: Corylus avellana
Lineage: Eukaryota; Viridiplantae; Streptophyta; Magnoliopsida; Fagales; Betulaceae
Gene: WOL
Product: CHASE domain containing histidine kinase protein
Biological process (GO): phosphorylation; phosphorelay signal transduction system
Cellular component (GO): nucleus
Molecular function (GO): phosphorelay sensor kinase activity
Source: RefSeq, a predicted model, not a curated record
UUUUUUUUUCCUCCAUCUUUUGAGAGCCAUGCUUGUCUCUCAGAACUGAGUACUCCCUUUUUAAAAUUCUGGGUCUCUCUGACCUCCUCCUCUCUUUGUAGAUUCUAGCCUACAAAUGGCUCUCCAAUGAGAGAGAAGGAGAGAGAAUUUUGUGCAAUUGUUCGAUAUUUGCUUUGUUUUGGACCUUUGGUUGUGGGUGUACUUAUGCUCUUUUGGGAGGUUUAAAUCCCGCAAAACAAUGCUAUAAUGCUAAAUUUACUUGGAGUUCUUGGCGGGUACCCCUUUUCUUUUCAUGCCAGAAAAAGGUGCCUCUGAAAAGAUUGACAGUAAUUUAUCAAAAGUUGGCUUAUAGAUGUGUAUGCAUUACUUGGGGACUUUUUUAGCUUAGACAUGAAGUGGGUAGUAGUAGAGAAACAGGAAGAAGAAGAAAAAGAAGAAAAAGCAAACCAGCAAGAAGAGUCGGAAAGAGUUUAGUGCUGAUGGGUCUGAAGAUGCAGCAGAGCCACCACCACUCAGUGGCGGUGAGAUUGAAUGAGCAAAUGGGUACCAAAAGAGGGUACACAUUUAUUCAGGCCAACAGGGAUUGGCUCCCCAAAUUUCUGCUGCUUUGGAUCAUUGUUAUGGCAUUCUUGAGCAUGAUGAUCUACAAUGGUAUGGAUGAUGAUAAUAAAGUAAGGAGGAAGGAGAUUCUGGGAAGCAUGUGUGAUCAGAGAGCUAGGAUGUUGCAAGAUCAGUUUAGUGUUAGCGUUAAUCAUGUGCACGCCCUCGCCAUCCUCGUUUCCACCUUCCACUACUACAAGAACCCUUCAGCAAUUGAUCAGGAGACUUUUGCCGAGUACACAGCUAUGACCGCUUUUGAGCGGCCAUUACUGAGUGGGGUAGCCUAUGCACAGAGAGUGGUAAAGUCAGAGAGAGAAAGUUUCGAGAGGCAACAUGGUUGGAUAAUAAAGACUAUGGAGAGGGAGCCUUCACCGGUGCGAGAUGAGUACGCACCGGUGAUAUUCACUCAGGACAGCCUCUCUUAUCUUGAAUCACUUGACAUGAUGUCAGGAGAGGAAGAUAGAGAAAACAUUUUGAGGGCGAGGGCUACUGGGAAAGCUGUUUUGACAAGUCCCUUCAGGCUGCUGGGCUCUCAUCAUCUUGGUGUUGUGCUGACAUUCCCCGUUUACAAAUCCAAGCUCUCUUUAAGCCCAGCAGUGCAAGAGCGCAUUGAAGCAACUGCAGGAUACGUUGGUGGAGCCUUUGAUGUUGAGUCCCUUGUGGAGAAUUUACUUGGCCAACUUGCUGGGAAUCAGGCGAUUUUAGUGAAUGUGUAUGAUGUCACCAACUCCUCUGAUCCCCUAAUCAUGUAUGGUCACCAAUAUCAAGACAGUGACUUGUCUCUUUUUCAUGAAAGCAAGCUUGAUUUUGGGGAUCCUUUUAGGAGUCAUCAAAUGAUAUGUAGAUAUCAUCAGAAGGCACCCAUGUCAUGGACAGCACUCACCACCGCGUUCUUGUUCUUUGUGAUUGGUUUACUGGUAGGUUAUAUCUUAUAUGGCGCAGGAAUUCACAUUGUUAAAGUUGAGGAUGAUUUCCAUGCAAUGGAAGAACUGAAAGUUCGAGCAGAAGCUGCUGAUGUUGCUAAAUCCCAGUUUCUAGCGACUGUCUCUCAUGAAAUUAGAACACCCAUGAAUGGCAUCCUUGGAAUGCUUGCUCUGCUUCUAGAUACAGAAUUAAGUUCAACUCAGAUGGAUUAUGCUCGAACUGCUCAAGCCUGUGGGAAGGCACUGAUAGCAUUAAUUAACGAGGUGCUUGAUCGGGCAAAAAUAGACGCUGGCAAGUUAGAGCUGGAAGCAGUCCCAUUUGUCGUCAGAUCCAUACUAGAUGAUGUCCUCUCUUUAUUUUCUGAGAAGUCUAGAAACAAGAACAUUGAGCUUGCAGUGUUUGUUUCCGAUAAAGUUCCUGAAAUUGUUAUGGGGGAUCCUGGGAGAUUCAGACAGAUUGUUACAAAUCUUGUAGGGAACUCUGUUAAAUUCACAGAACGAGGACAUAUAUUUGUUAAAGUCCAUCUAGCUGAACAAGCAAUGGCCAUGGUAAAUGCAAAAGCUGAAACUUGCUUAAAUGGAGGAUCAGAUAGAAGUAUGUUUUUAUCUGGUGGCCGUGAGUUUAAAACCUUAAGCGGUUGCGAAGUUGCUGAUGAGCGGAACAGCUGGGAUAUCUUUAAGCAUCUAGUUGCUGAUGAAGAACUCCGUGCUGAAGCUUCACAUAGCAUGAUGAACACUAAUGAAGCUUCUGAACGUGUCACUUUGAUGGUAUGUGUGGAGGAUACAGGAAUUGGGAUUCCAUUAUGUGCCCAGGAUCGCGUUUUCAUGCCCUUCAUGCAGGCAGAUAGCUCAACGUCUAGACAUUAUGGAGGAACUGGUAUAGGCUUGAGCAUUAGUAAGUGUCUGGUUGAGCUAAUGGGUGGUCAGAUAAAUUUCGUAAGCCGACCUCAGGUUGGCAGUACAUUUUCAUUCACUGCUAUUUUUGGGAGGUGUAAGAAAAAUGCCUGCGGUGACAUGAAAAAACCUAUUUCUGAAGAUUUGCCUUCUGGUUUUAGAGGAUUAAAAGCAUUAGUAGUUGAUGAGAAACCAGUUAGAGCUGCUGUCACCAGAUUCCAUUUAAAGAGACUAGGUAUCCUGGUUGAAGUUGCUAGUAGCUUCAAAAUUGCAAUUGCUAAGACCGGGAAAAAUGGUUCUCUUAAAUCUCGAAACUUCCAGCCAGAUUUAGUUCUAGUUGAGAAGGAUUCAUGGAUGUCUGGUGAGGAAGGUGGUUUGAAUGUUUGGCUCUUGGACUGGAAACAGAAUGGGCAUAUUUUUCAGUUGCCUAAGAUGAUUCUUCUCGCAACCCAAAUCGAAAAAGGUGAACUUGAUAAAGCAAAGGCCGCUGGUUUUGCAGAUACUGUGAUCAUGAAACCUAUGAGGGCAAGUAUGGUUGCUGCAUGUCUUCAACAGGUGCUGGGGAUAGGGAAGAAGAGGCAGCAGGAGAAAGACAUGCCUAAUGGAUCGUCUUUCCUUCAGAGCCUUCUUUGUGGCAAGAAAAUUUUAGUGGUUGAUGACAAUUUGGUUAACCGCAGAGUUGCUGAAGGUGCACUAAAGAAGUUUGGAGCUGACGUAGAGUGUGCUGAGAGUGGCAAAGCUGCACUGGCACUGCUUCAACUACCCCAUAAUUUUGAUGCCUGCUUCAUGGACAUUCAAAUGCCAGAAAUGGAUGGGUUUGAGGCAACCCAACGAAUACGCCUAAUGGAGAGCAAGGCAAAUGAGCAAAUGAAUGGCGGAGCCACUGAUGAAGGAGCUAUUAGAAAGGGAGAGUGGCAUGUGCCAAUAUUAGCCAUGACAGCUGAUGUUAUUCACGCGACGUAUGAUAAGUGCCUUAAAUGUGGGAUGGAUGGAUAUGUCUCAAAGCCCUUUGAGGAACAGAAUCUUUACCAGGCGGUUGCCAAGUUUUUCAAAUCCAACCCCAUCUCUGACUCAUGACAAGAUCUUCUGCACUCUUGUGCACCAGAAAAACCUAAAGUGGCAACAUUUAUGGCAGGCUGAAAUGUACCAGCAAUUUUAACACUGCUGGUCUAUUUUGUUUUCCUGCAGAUUGACGACUCCGAAAAUUCUCAACCGACCUUGUUUACAGGUUCAGCCAAUUAUUUCUAACCAUGUUCAAUUUGACAUGAUUAGAUUUCUAGUGCAUGUAUACUGCUACAAAUUUCUCCAUUCCCCACUUGUAUUUAUAGAUCCUUAGAUGGGGAAGGAGCCAAAUUGUGUAAAUCAUAUAUUUUUGUAUGCUUUCCCUGGAACUUUCUUUUGCUAAGGGGCUUCAAUACCUUAAUUUGUAUAAUUCUCUUGUAGAA